UAGAAGCGUGGGGAGUAAUGUGUCUUGAUGUGUUUUAAUAACCUGAAACACGAACGAUGUCUCAAUCCCCUCCAGGCAAUCAAGGAGGUGGUAUAUAAGGGCAUCUGGCUUAGAAGUCCUCAGAUCACAGGUCCUCACUUCUCCUCUUCGUUGAUCCGAGUUCACCUCUCUGCCCAAAGGAUGUCCUUCUCCAGCCGGCAGCUCAGCUCCCGCUGCUCCCCACCCUGCGAGCUGACCUGCCCACAGCCCAUCACCAGCGCCUGGAGCCAGCCCUGUGUCACCUCCUGUGGGGACUCCCGUGCUGUGAUCUACCCACCACCUGUGGUCAUCACUUUCCCGGGCCCCAUCCUCAGCUCCUGCCCUCAGGAGAGCAUCGUGGGCACCUCAUCCCCACUGGGGCUGGACCGCCCCAGGGGCCUGCAGGGCUCCCUUAUCUACGGGGGCUGCUUCUCCUCCUCUUCCUCUAGCCAGCUCUGGAGCCAGCGCUAUGGGGGCUGUGGGCCAUGCUAA
Molecule: messenger RNA, 510 nt
Organism: Strigops habroptila (Kakapo)
Lineage: Eukaryota; Metazoa; Chordata; Aves; Psittaciformes; Psittacidae
Product: scale keratin-like
Exons: 2
Coding region: 28-510 (160 amino acids)
Cellular component (GO): intermediate filament
Molecular function (GO): structural constituent of cytoskeleton
Source: RefSeq, a predicted model, not a curated record